Messenger RNA from Racocetra persica, 538 nucleotides. NCBI's taxonomy places the organism in Eukaryota, Fungi, Glomeromycota, Glomeromycetes, Diversisporales, Gigasporaceae. The record is from the annotation of a GenBank genome assembly.
UGGACAUGGUGGUCAGGUAGAAGAUCUUGACGGCGAUGAGGAUGAUGGAUUUGAUGAAACCAUUCUUCCGCUUGAUCAUGAACAAAGUGGUCAAAUAAUUGAUGACGAGAUGCAUGAUAUAAUGGUGAGACCACUUCAACCUGGUGUAGUUAAAGAGUAUAAUAUUCUUUCCGAUGGUGGGAAUACUCUUAUGACUGCUGGAAUGUCUUAUUUAAGGGGUGAUUUAAAUGGUAUAAAAACGAGUAUAAUGUCAUUUGGAAAGAAAGUGGUGUCCGGAAACAAGAUAGCAGAGCAAAAUAGGGUGAACAAAUUAAGUCACGCCGAUGUUAUUAUGUUUAGUGGGUGUAAAGACUCUCAAACAUCUGCAGAUGCUAAUGAAGCCGGGCAAAACACGGGUGCCAUACUGAGGAGAAACCAAUACCAAACAUACCAACAGCUAUUAAAUAGUAUUAGGGAGAUUCUUGCAGGAAAAUAUAGUCAAAAGCCACAACUUAGCACGUCCCAUCCAAUGGAUAUGAAUUUGUUAUUCAUGAUGUAG